This is a messenger RNA of Sinocyclocheilus grahami, 1973 nucleotides long. Its product is annotated as ATP-dependent zinc metalloprotease YME1L1. The transcript is spliced from 11 exons. Lineage: Eukaryota; Metazoa; Chordata; Actinopteri; Cypriniformes; Cyprinidae. Gene Ontology annotation, cellular component: mitochondrial inner membrane. Gene Ontology annotation, molecular function: ATP-dependent peptidase activity; ATP hydrolysis activity; ATP binding. The coding region runs from base 48 to 1373 and encodes 441 amino acids. Gene Ontology annotation, biological process: mitochondrion organization; protein quality control for misfolded or incompletely synthesized proteins. The record is from RefSeq and is a predicted model, not a curated record.
GAUUCCGAACCACAUCAGGCCUGGACUCAGCAGUGGAUCCUGUCCAGAUGAAGAAUGUCACCUUUGAGCAUGUGAAGGGUGUGGAGGAGGCCAAGAAUGAGCUGCAGGAGGUGGUGGAGUUCCUCCGGAACCCACAGAAGUUCACUGUUUUGGGAGGAAAGCUGCCUAAAGGAAUCUUGUUGGUUGGGCCUCCAGGUACAGGAAAGACCCUGUUGGCCCGCGCUGUGGCAGGUGAGGCAGAUGUGCCAUUCUACUAUGCAUCUGGCUCUGAGUUCGAUGAGAUGUUUGUUGGUGUUGGUGCCAGUCGAAUCAGAAACCUUUUUAGGGAAGCUAAAGCUAACGCUCCUUGUGUUAUCUUCAUUGAUGAGCUGGAUAGUGUUGGAGGAAAGAGGAUUGAGUCCCCUAUGCACCCCUAUUCUAGACAGACAAUCAAUCAGCUUCUAGCAGAGAUGGAUGGGUUCAAGCCAAAUGAAGGUGUCAUCAUAAUUGGAGCAACAAACUUCCCUGAAGCUUUGGAUAAUGCUCUGAUCCGGCCAGGCCGUUUUGAUAUGCAGGUCACUGUCCCCAUACCAGAUGUGAAGGGCCGCACUGAAAUCCUCAAGUGGUACCUUAAAAAAAUUAAAGUCGACACUGCUGUGGAGGCAGAGAUCAUUGCUAGAGGAACGGUGGGGUUCUCUGGAGCCGAUCUGGAGAAUCUUGUUAAUCAGUCCGCACUAAAGGCAGCUGUGGAUGGUAAAGACAUGGUGACCAUGAAGGAGUUGGAGUUUGCUAAGGACAAAAUACUGAUGGGGCCAGAACGCAGGAGUGCAGAGAUUGACAAGAAGAAUAAAGAGAUCACAGCGUACCACGAGUCAGGCCAUGCUAUUAUUGCAUACUACACCAAAGGUGCCAUGCCCAUAAAUAAAGCCACUAUUAUGCCGAGAGGCCCAACUUUGGGUCAUGUAUCCAUGCUCCCAGAGAAUGACCGCUGGAGUGAAACUCGUGCUCAACUUCUGGCCCAGAUGGACGUCAGCAUGGGCGGCCGAGUGGCUGAAGAGCUCAUCUUUGGCAGUGAGAAUAUCACCACUGGAGCAUCAAGUGAUUUUGACAGCGCUACAAAAAUAGCCAAAAUGAUGGUGACCAGAUUUGGCAUGAGUGAAAAGUUGGGUGUCAUGACAUAUGCUGACCUCACCAAGCAGAGCCCAGAAACUCAGGCAGCCAUUGAACAUGAAGUCAGGAUACUUCUGAGGGAUUCCUACGAGCGUGCUAAAGCCCUCCUGAAGUCUCGUGCUAAGGAGCACAAAAAUCUUGCUGAGGCUUUACUGCAGUAUGAGACAUUGGAUGCCAAAGAGAUCCAGCUGGUCUUAGAGGGAAAGACAUUAGAAAGCAGAUGAGGGCUCACCAGGGACUUCAGGCAGCAGGGAAAGGACAAUGAAACUCUAAAAGACAUGAAUGUACAUAUGCAACCAAGAGCUUGGUAGGCCGACACUCCCCAUUGGUAAAGAUGUAUUUUUUCCUGAGCCAGAUCUCUAAAAUUAGUUUCAGUUUUACAUGCUUGGGAUUUUCUUCCAAAUAAAUUGUUUGUUAACUCAUUUAGUAUCUAUUUAAGUGUUUUUCUGUACCAUUGACUUUAGGGUGCUGCCUUAUUUGAAGUGGAGCAGAAGACAAUUUUGAAUAAAUCAUUAAGCUGUAAGCACCAGUCCAGUUUACUAUAAAGUUAGGAACAAAUUGCUGUUCACUGUUUCUGACACCGUUGUCUGAGCCAGGCUGAGCAUAUGUUUCAUGGUGACCUUUGAGAAAUGUAUGGGAAUAUAUUUUUCACUGAGGGAAUAUAUCGAAGCACUUUGGUACUGGGACAUUUAUGUUUGUUUGUGUGAUGCAUAUCAUAAUAUCGGCUUGUGAACAAUGCUGCUUCAAAAAGAUUUAGUCACAGCAAGUCAAUACAUCAGAACCCCAGUAUGUUGUUAGAUAAACUUUAUGACAAGAAAUCAGUG